Molecule: messenger RNA, 1626 nt
Organism: Exaiptasia diaphana
Lineage: Eukaryota; Metazoa; Cnidaria; Anthozoa; Actiniaria; Aiptasiidae
Product: MAM and LDL-receptor class A domain-containing protein 1
Exons: 10
Coding region: 1-1467 (488 amino acids)
Biological process (GO): proteolysis
Cellular component (GO): membrane
Molecular function (GO): metalloendopeptidase activity
Source: RefSeq, a predicted model, not a curated record
AUGACAGCAAUUGCAGAGUUUCACAAGUACACGUGUCUUCAAUUURUUCCGUAUCGACCGGGUAUAGACAAAAACUAUAUCACCUUCGACAAGGAUUCAGGGUGCUCUUCUAGAGUGGGAAAGAAGUAUUUUAAGGCAGGAGCACAAACCAUUUCUCUUGGAAAUGGAUGUAAUAAUGUYGGCACGAUACAACACGAGAUAAUGCACGCCAUAGUUCAAAGCUACGGAUGGUCACGUUGGACUGGAUUUACACCRUGUAAUGACAAAUGCUACAAAACCCGGGAACGAUUCUGUUAUAAUCCAGGAAAUGUAAAAUAUUGUGGUGGAAAUACAAAUGYGUAUGGUAUUGAGAAGCAAGAAGUAAAGUGCACGAAAGAGGAAUGCGAUGGGCAAUUCGCAAUUGAUGGUAACUGGGGACUUUGGAGUAAAUGGACUAAAUGCACUGCUACAUGCGAUAACGGUGUCAGGGAGCGUUAUAGAAAGUGUGAUAACCCAGUACCAGGAAAAUACGGCAAACCAUGUGCUGGAAGUGCAAGUGAGAAGAACAUCUGCACCGUAGCAAGAUGUCAUAAGGAUUAUGAUGACACUGAUUUUGAAGAUCCAUUUAAUCCUUUUGGAAUGUGGAAGAACAAACCUGGUUCUGAUAUAUAUUGGAAAAGAAACAAAGAUUUCACCCAGACAAUACAUACAGGACCAAUGAGGGACCAUACAACAGGCAGCGGGUAUUAUCUAUAUAUGGAGUCAUCCACACCGGCCCAGAGCAAUUACAAAGCAAUACUGACUAGCCCAUCAAUGACGCCCAAACAAGGCGGACAAUGCUUAAAGUUUGCCUACUCGAUGUACGGCGGAACUAUGGGAUCUCUGGAAGUCAAAUUGCGUUACAAURCUCUACAAGCUAGUCUUUUUUACMAAUCUGGAGAUCAAGGCGAUCUCUGGCACUCGACGAGCAUUUCACUGAAUUUUCCCACAAUGCCUGGAUAUAAGCUUGAGAUUAUUGCCACAGUUGGCCAUACAGGAUACUCAGACAUCGCCAUAGAUGACGUAUAUAUUGACGAUGGAUUAUGCUCAUGUCAGGACAAGUACAUUGCAUGUGUUACUUGGGCAAUAAACGGAGAAUGCGAUAAGAACAAGAUUUGGAUGUCAAGCUAUUGCAAAAGAAGCUGUAAGAUAUGUGGCAAUGAUCAAACAUCAGUUGCAACACCAGCACCAACGCCCAAGCCAACACCCAAUCAAGAUUGUAAAGACACCGAUCCGGUUCAAUGUCCUCUCUGGGCAAAUAUUGGAGAAUGCAGUAAAAACACGGUCUACAUGCAUAAAAACUGUGCGAGAAGCUGCAAAAUAUGUCAAGGGGAAACUUGCUAUGAUAACAAUACUAGUUGCAAAGGAUGGGCUGAUAUCGGAGAGUGCACAAAGAACCCUGCAUACAUGAAAGUAAUGUGUAAGAAAUCCUGUGGAGUGUGCCACUAAAAUGUUAAGAAUCACAUUCAAUUAAAGGGAAAAAUUAAAACGAUUCAUAGUGCUGUAGUGAGUGGAGAUUUUCUCACCUUUUUGGCUCACUUCUCCUUUUUUGUCUAUAUAGAGUCUUUAUUCUUAACCGUCUCGGAGUCCAAACAAURUGUGAAGUAA